Messenger RNA from Striga asiatica, 615 nucleotides. NCBI's taxonomy places the organism in Eukaryota, Viridiplantae, Streptophyta, Magnoliopsida, Lamiales, Orobanchaceae. The record is from the annotation of a GenBank genome assembly.
GUGCAAACACCUCUAGCCACAGUUACAUUCCCCAACACAAAGCAUCUCUACCAAACCCACCCUCAGCUUCCAGGGGGCAGGUGGGGGUGGUGGUGUGGGGAACAUUGGCGGCACAGCCGAGAAGAUGGUGUUCUUAUCAAUGCCGACAUUUGUAUCCCCAGACAAGGCCACGAGGGCUGCCACAAGGCCGGCGUUGCCCGCCAGAGUGGGCUCCGUGUAGUUGUAGUUGGUGCGAACGUCCUUGAAGCCAUCGUGCCUAUCAGGUCCGGCCACCAUAGCUCCCACAAUGGUGUUUGGGUUGGGCUUUUUCGAGUCCCUCCACCGCCAGCCCCCCUUGCAGUUGUACUUCACCUUGUUCUUGGGAAUGGAGGCCCCUCUAUGGUGAACGUGUUUUGGGUAAUGGCUCCCGAAUCCCACCAAGUAGCUCAUCUUCCUCGGAAGUUGGGCCCACAGUACCAUCCGGGUGUGUCGGCAGCUUUCAUACUGUGGCAAGGAAUGCAGCGUUUACGACAUACUGAAGCGGCUGAGGGGCCCCAUGGUUCAACUGGAUCAUGCCACCUGUUUCGGAGAGUAGAAGGGAUGGGAUUACCUCGUGUUCUGUUGAACGAUGUGUAA